Messenger RNA from Teleopsis dalmanni, 1279 nucleotides. Its product is annotated as synaptogenesis protein syg-1-like. Gene Ontology annotation, cellular component: cell-cell junction. Gene Ontology annotation, biological process: cell-cell adhesion. Gene Ontology annotation, molecular function: cell adhesion molecule binding. Lineage: Eukaryota; Metazoa; Arthropoda; Insecta; Diptera; Diopsidae. The record is from RefSeq and is a predicted model, not a curated record.
CCUGUUGGCAUUUAUGCCAAGAAAUACGAAUGGGCCGCACGUCCUUCAAGCGGAAGCAAUGGUUUGUCUUUGGACUUGCAUCCGCCACCGAUGCAGAUUGGCGGUGACUGUUCAUUGUGGAUACGUUCGGCCACAUUGGAUUUUGAUGAUGGCCUCUGGGAGUGUCAGGUGACAGCAAGUGAUUUUACAACGCAAGACGCUUUAACCAGUCAACCAGUGCGAUUAGUUGUACGUGUUGGACCGCAACGACCACGCCUCGAAUACGAAGGUACUCAUGUGCCACCAAGCCACAAUAUAACAGUCGACUCGGGUGCUGUGGCUACUGUAAAAUGUGUUUCCCACUAUGGUAAUCCACCAGCCACACUCAAAUGGUAUCUAGGUGACAAAGAAAUUGCGCCAAUUCAUCCGCAGACGAAUAAUACUGAACCGGACAAUACACGCACUUGGUCUGCUACGUCAGUAGUGCAGAUAUCAGCUAUGCGUGAACGUCAUGGCGAUAUAUUACGUUGCUUAGCCUUUCAUGAAUCCUAUUUAGCCAAAUCGGUGGCAGUGGAAGCACGUAUGGACAUCAAAUAUGCACCAACUAUACGUUUAAUUGGCUCGCCGGAAAUCGACCUGGAGGAAGAUAAAGAUGCGCUUAUACUGCGUUGUGUUGCAGAUGCCAAUCCGCCAGCGAGCAUCGUAUGGCGACGUGCAGGACGUUCGGAAAUUGCCAGUUUACAGGAAACAUUGCAGCUACGCCCAGUCGGACGUCGCGAUGCAGGCUUGUACACCUGCCAAGCACAAAAUUCUGUUGGCACAUCGGAGCAACUUUCUGUGCAGUUGGAUGUGAAAUAUCCACCGAAAAUUAUUUCAGCUGGUCCGGAUCGUCUCACUACCGCGCCGCUAUUUAGUCCUGCUGCCUUUGAAUGUGUGGCUGAUGGCAAUCCUCUGCCUACAUAUAAAUGGGUACAACGGUUUUCACGAGGGGCUAAGUAUGUUGAACGUGGUCAUGAAUCUCGUUUAGUAAUAGAUAAUGUAACAUACGAUUAUCAAGGAGAUUAUGAAUGCCGAGCUACUAGCUACAUUAAUGGACAAGAAAGAGUUGCAGUAUCUGAACCAGUAUCACUGCAGGUUGUAGGAGCACCGCAAGUACUACGCCUACAUCCUUCAUUGCAUACAGUUUCCAUUAAACGCGGAGAACCAGCUAGUAUGUCACUGGUUGUGUGUGCUGAUCCACGUCCACAUCGUGUAGCUUGGGAAUGGGGUUCAUUGCGAUUGGAGGCUGGCAACGGAAUCG